UUCGGCUCAGUGGCUCAGUCUGGGGCCCUAGACAAUGCCUAAAGUUCUCCACACUCCUGCUCAAGCUCUCCCCAAGGCAGUUCACCUGAGUGCCAAGUCCAAAAACACCGAAACAGUUCACAGUAUCCCGGAGGCGGCCAAUGAGGGGACUGAACAUCCAGGCUUGUCUCCAGAGGUGACAACAUUGCUUGCAUAAGACCUCUCCUGGAUGCCAGCAGAGGCUGAGGGCUGAGGCUGCGCUGGACACUCAAGGCUCUUGUGUGGCAGGGCUGCUGAGAAGGUGAGCAGGGACGCCUCACUCUCCGCUAGACCCUGAGAUUUCAGACACAGACGUCUCCCCAUGGCUCCUUAUUUCAUCCGCAUAUACCAGGAGAGUGACCGCAAGACGGUGGUGGACUUGCUUUCCCAGGGGAUCACUGAGCACAUCCCUGCCACUUUCCGCCACGUGCUGAAGCUGCCCCGGACUCUCGCGCUCUUCGUUGGGGGACCUCUCCUCCUACUCCAGGUCUCUGGCUCCUGGCUCCUGGCUCUCAUGUUUAGCUUUGCCCUCCUCCCUGUCCUGUGGUUUUUUGCCGGCCUUCCCUACAGGCAGUUUGUGCACAUGAGUUUGCAAACAGACAUGGCUGACAUCACCAAAUCCUACCUGAGGGAGCCUGGCUCCUGCUUCUGGGUGGCUGAGUCUGCAACGAAGGUGGUGGGCACAGUGGGAGCUUUGCCCGUUGAUGAUCCCACCUUGCAAGAGAGGCGGUUGCAGCUGUUUCACCUGGUUGUGGCCUCUGAGCACCGUAAACAGGGCAUAGCAAAAGCCCUGAUCAGGACUGUCCUCCAGUUUGCCCGGGACCAGGGCUACAGUGCAGUUGUCCUGGAAACUGGCGCCAUGCAGCUGUCGGCCAUGGCCCUCUACCAGCGCAUGGGCUUCAAGAAGUUCCACGAGUCCUUCCUCUGUGGGAGUGCAAGGCUAGUCAAUCUUCAUCAAAUUCAUUACAUCCACCACCUCCCUUCUGCUCAGGCACGGGCCUUGUGAUCUCUUUCCCUGCGCGUUAGGCAGGACACGAUCCUCAGUGCUAUAGUAAUAAGCAAACACUGACCCUUCAGUGCUGACACAAUAAAACCUCAUUGGUCAUUCACAUC
This is a messenger RNA of Nycticebus coucang (slow loris), 1131 nucleotides long. Its product is annotated as N-acetyltransferase 8-like. Lineage: Eukaryota; Metazoa; Chordata; Mammalia; Primates; Lorisidae. Gene Ontology annotation, molecular function: N-acetyltransferase activity. The transcript is spliced from 3 exons. The record is from RefSeq and is a predicted model, not a curated record. The coding region runs from base 341 to 1024 and encodes 227 amino acids.